This is a messenger RNA of Chaetomium globosum CBS 148.51, 5250 nucleotides long. RefSeq lists its product as uncharacterized. The transcript has 5 exons. Gene Ontology annotation, biological process: carbohydrate metabolic process. Gene Ontology annotation, molecular function: hydrolase activity, hydrolyzing O-glycosyl compounds; chitin binding. Bases 1 to 5250 code for a protein of 1749 amino acids. The record is from RefSeq and is a predicted model, not a curated record. Lineage: Eukaryota; Fungi; Ascomycota; Sordariomycetes; Sordariales; Chaetomiaceae.
AUGCGGUAUCCUAUUGUUCUUGCUCUCCUUUGCGGGGGGAGGCUCGCCGAGGCCUUGCCCUGGCAUCAGGCAACGGAUCAUUCUGCUGUUCCCGCUGUCGCUGAUGUGCCCAGAACGUGUCGAAAUCCCGUGUUACCAUUUGACUACUCAGCCAAGGUCAGGCGCGAAUAUGAGCUGCCGCUGUGUCGGGAUGGCGACGAGAAGCUUGGGAUAACCCCGUUUCUCGGCGCCAUGGACGCGCCGUCUCUGCUUAGCGGCCGAGCCACGGUUGAUGACUACACGUGCGCACCGGACCGACCUUGCGCCAACAAGGCUUGCUGCCCCAAGGCCACGCUGUCGUGCAACUACGGCGAGGAGGCGUGCGGCACGUCGGGCAUCUCGCCCAACGAAGUCUGCUGGUCCAACUGCGAUGCUAAGUCCGAGUGCGGUAAGGACGCCAAAGUGCCUGGCCAGGAAUGUCCGCUCAACGUCUGUUGCGGCAAAUGGGGCUUUUGCGGCAUGACCGAGGAUUACUGUGACAAGGAAGAUCAUGGUGCCACUGGCGGCUGCCAGUCCAACUGCGACCAACCUGGCCCCAAGAACAAAGCCAGCACGCAGGCCCGCGUUAUCGGCUACUAUGAGGGCUGGCGAGCCGACAGCGCGUGUCAGGGCAUGGGACUCAACGACAUUCCCGUCAACUCGUUGACCCACCUGUACUUUUCUUUUGCUUCCAUCACCCCGGACACGUACAGCAUCGCGCCCAUGGAAGGCAUCGAUGGGUCUCUGUUUUCUAAAUUCACCAACCUCAAGAAGAAGAACCCCGCCCUCAAGACCGUCAUCGCCAUUGGCGGAUGGACCUUCAACGACCCAGGCCCGACACAGAAGGUAUUUAGCAAUAUGGUGAGCACGGCGGAGAAUCGUGAGACCUUUAUCGACAACCUGUUCAGCUUCCUGCGCGAGUACGCCUUCGACGGCGUUGACUUUGACUGGGAGUACCCCGGCGCUGAUGACCGCGGAGGUGUCGAGGCCGACGGCAAGAACUUUGUCACAUUUCUCAAGGAACUCGACGCCGCCAACAAGAAACAGCCCGUCAAGUACGUAGUUUCGUUUACGCUGCCUACCUCAUACUGGUACAUGCGCCACUUUGACCUCAAGGCUGUGGACCACGUCGACUUUGUGAACGUCAUGUCCUACGACCUGCACGGCGUUUGGGACGGCAAGAAUCCCAUCGGCCAGAAAAUCUACGGCCACACCAAUAUCACCGAGAUGAAGCAGGCUUUUGAUCUCUUCUGGCGCAACGACGUCCCCGCCAACAAACUCAACAUGGGCCUCGGGUUUUAUGGCCGUGCCUUCCAGCUCCAGGACCCCUCGUGCAGUAAGCCGGGGUGCGGUUUCAAGGGCGGCGCCACCAAGGGCGGCUGCAGCGGGGAGUCAGGCAUUCUGAGCUACCGCGAGAUUAUGGCCGUCAUUGAUUCCAAAAAAAUAAAGCCCGUACAUGACAAGAAAGCGGGCGUCAAGUAUAUUACGUGGAACAACGACCAGUGGGUAUCAUACGACGACGCCGACACCUUCAAGCAAAAGAAGGACCUGGCCGCGGAUCUAGGGCUGGGCGGCUACCUCAUCUGGGCCAUCGAUCAGGACGACGAGCAUUUGACGGCACUGCAGGCCGUCAUCUCGCCCAAGAAACUAGGUGACUUGGGCGCAGCCAGCGACAAGGACGAUUGGCAAUCUUCCAACAAGCAUUGCUAUAUCACAUCCUGCGAUGGCAACUGCGACGCCGGCGACAUCAAAAUUACCGACCAACCCUGCGGUGAAGACGACAAGCGAAGCAAGCUCUGCUGCCCGUUAUCUGGGGCCCCGGAUCCCAAGGAGUGCACAUGGCGUGGCAAUCCCACCUUGUGCAACGGGCACUGCCAUGACGACGAAGUCAUGAUGGAGAUGAACAAGUGGGGUGACGGCGGUGGGUGUAGUGACGGCAACAAGGCCUACUGCUGCAAAAGCCCGCUCGCUGCGGAAAACACGUGCUACUGGACCGGCGUCGGCGGCUCCUGCAAUGGCGAUGACCUACCGCUGACGUUCUCGGGUACCGUUCUGACUAUCUUGGAAGACGUGGCCAAGGUCAUCCUCCGCGUCGUUGGGCGCGCCUAUCCUCUUACUGCGCUGGCAGGAGAAGCGCUCCUCCUGGUGCUAGACGAACUCGACCUCGACACAGACAAGUACUACUGCUGCCCAAAAGAAGACAUCCCCAAGUGGAAGAACUGCGACUGGUUCGGCAAGCCCGGCAGCUGCUAUGACGGCCAUUGCCCGGACAUGACUUACGCCCAGCUGACGGACAGCUACUUCGGCGGCGGCGAGACGUGCGGCUGGCAGCUUUCUCGCGUGCGCACCUUUUGUUGCGAGCCGGCCAAAGACCCCUUGUUUCUGCCGGUGCCGCUGGGCAACCUCUUCGAGAACCCCCCUGAGGGUGAGAGUGUCGACACUGACUUUUCCCUCGAAACGGACAAAGACUCGGACAGUCAGCAAAACCCCAACGACGCGGCCUUCCAGUUUGUCGUGCUCGCUUCGCCUGAGGAGCUGCAGGUCUCACUCGACAAGCGUGACGGCUCCCACUGGGACAUCUUCUCGGGCUGCGAUUCGGCCAUCGGUGAAGACGGCCCGCACACGGUGCAAAUGGUAUGCACAGACUUCUCCGAGGGCAGCAACUGCCACAAGAUCAGUCUCGGACACGGCGUCCCGGGGACCAUUUUGCAGAUGCCCCCCGGGUGCGGACCUGGGAAGUACGCCGUUGCGAAAGACAUGGUCCCAACCUCCGACCCGGCAAAGACCAUUCUUCCGCGCCACCUUGAACACCUCUCGGCCGCCCACACCGCAGUGGUCUACGAUUUGACUUUUGACUACGACUUUACCCGCGUGCGCCGCGACCUCGGUGACACCCAGAUGCGCAUCGACUUCAGCAACCAAGACGACUACUGGGACACCAUCGUGGCGGCGGCCGGAAACACCAAAAAGAAGAUCAAACGCUCCCUCGCUGACACUGGGGGCAACCACGCCCGCUGGCUUGAAGAGGAAUUCCGCGACGACUACCAUUUCGGCACCCUCUCUCGCCGUGAUCUCGAGGAGCGCUGGUUCGGCUCAGGCGUCCUCGACUGGCUUGCCCGCCUUGUUAAGCCGGAAAUUAAACGCGAGUUCACCUACAACUACAGGGACACGUUGACAGCCAAACUCGUCGACGAGACGUGGCAAUGCAACCGCAACGGCGUUGACUACGAGGGCCACAUUCUUGCCCAGGCCCUCCUUAAAGUAAACGUCGCGACCAGCUUCGGUUUCACUUUGAUCGUAACAAAACUGACGCCGCCCUUGGACAUUUCCCAAAGCUACCUGACCUUCUACAAUAAGGGCGAGAUUACGGGAGUGUUGACACUCGAAGCUGUCGCCAAGUUUUCCUUUCACAAAUCGGAAGUCAUCUUGAACAUCCCUUUCCCGGGCGCCUCGUUCAAGAUCCCGGGAAUCGCCACCAUAGGUCCGCAGCUGACGGUCGAGGGGAGCAUUGACGCCUCGCUCACCCUGGCGGGCAAGGUGGAAACACGGCUUGAGUUCGCCAACUGGGAGGUUCGUCAAGUGCUUCCCGACAAUGGGGACAGCAACUACACGCCCAAGGAAAUUGGUGACGGUGACCCGGACCUCAAGCGUACCGGUGACAACAAGGACCUGGACGAGCCCAACUUCUAUGCCGGCGUCCAGGCUCUCGGUGACGUGACGGCCAAGAUCUCGGCGGCGGCCGAGUUCGGUAUCCGCUUCGACAAGCGCUGGGACAUUGAUCCGGCCGCCGCGGCUAUUGUGGCCGAGGCUAGCGUCAUGCUGAAAAUGGGCGCCGGCAUCUCCACCAAAGACACCUGCCCCUUCACAUUUGGGGUUGAUGUCGGCGCACGCCUGUUUGCACGCGCAACGGCACCAGGAUUUGGGUGGCCGGGGGCCGAGGUAGCCAUCACGCCGGCUUAUAAUAAGCCCAUCAUCGACGGUGGCAGGUGUCCAGGCCUGGGACCCCUCCCGACCAAGCGUGACUUGACUCUUCUCACGAUCGAGGCCAACGACACCAGUGGUCAUCGGGCAUGCGUCGGUCCAGGCACCACAUGCUCCCAGAUUGGUUAUGCCUGGCCAGAAUCGAGUGAAGAUCCCGAAGACUCCUCGCUUCUCAGGCGCGGCGGGACUUUUGGAAAAGUUCUCGAAAAACGGGCUAGAAAGGAAGUCCACAUUUGCGACCAAACUUUCACCUUCCUAUACCCGUCAAACAGCGUCGCCAAAUCAAAGGGCAACCUUCCUUACGGGUUUACCACCACCGACUGCGCCGACUUCAACUUCGACGCUCUCGGCAUCAACGGCGUCGCGGGCGUUUCUUACGACACCGAACAUGUUCUUGAGGCCCAACUCAUCAAACUGUUCUUUGAUGAGGUCGACCAUGACAAUUUCAACGGCUUCCCCCACCCGGAUCCCACUCAGCCGGCGACCACGCGACUCGGCUUCUGUGAGCUUGUUAAUGUGCUCUGGGACAUAAACCCCGUUGUAAUCCCAAACCUCGAAAGCGCGUUUACCGGCCAGGCCCUGAGCCCCUAUGAACAGGUCGUCGCCCAAUUCCCCACCACAACAUGGAAGGUGGACGAGUACGUCCGCCUCGAGAAGAACAUCAACUCGCCGGCCAAGGCCAACGCAUGGGGCGACAACCAAGUCGCCGACUUCGACAAAUGGAUCGGCGGCGACCCCAACGACUACGGCAGCGACGUCAACCUGGACACCCCCGUCUACACGGGGCUGAUCACCACGCUCGAGGGCGCCGAGAAGAUCAUGAAGUCGAUGCGCGCCAUCCUCGGCUCGCGGCUGUACCACAACCACCCCACCAUCAUGGCCAUCCUGCGGGCGCAGAAGGCGCGCGUGGGCGAGGUGCUCCGGCGGCUCGACACCGAGAUCCUGCCCAACAACCCGCCGCAGGCCGGCUGGACGCCGUGGGCGCCGAUGGGGCUCAAGGACAAGUGGGACGCGUUCAUGAGGGGCAAGAUGGCCUUGGCCGUGACCAAGUCCGACAAGGUGCUCAACGACAUCCUGCCGCGCAUGCAGGUCCAGUGGGCCACCCAGGCGCAUAGGGACGCAGCGGCCGACGACAGUAACGAUACGCAGGCGGAGAGGCUGGUGAAGGCGAGGAAGAGGAGGCUGAUUAAUACUAUUGAUGCCUUCGCCGAGGCUUUGAGGUUGGCGCCGCCGUGGCAGUGGGCGUUUUAG